This is a messenger RNA of Hydractinia symbiolongicarpus, 1036 nucleotides long. Its product is annotated as proteasome subunit beta type-7-like. The record is from RefSeq and is a predicted model, not a curated record. The coding region runs from base 16 to 942 and encodes 308 amino acids. Gene Ontology annotation, molecular function: threonine-type endopeptidase activity. Gene Ontology annotation, cellular component: proteasome core complex. The transcript has 9 exons. Lineage: Eukaryota; Metazoa; Cnidaria; Hydrozoa; Anthoathecata; Hydractiniidae.
GUCAGCGGUGAUUUUAUGUACGCUGACCAGCAUUUUACGCAUUCACGUAAUUGUAGCAAAAAAAAAUUAAAAUACGGUCACGUACUUGUAGCCACUUCGAUUCGCAUGGAUCGUUGUUUCAUCAUGGCUGCCGCACUUGUAGACAUACAGCAAUCCGGAUUUAAUUUUGAAAAUUGUACAAGAAAUCAACGACUUGAAAAGGAAUUGGUAGGCAAUCUUAAGAUUCCAGCAGCUAGAAAGACUGGUACCACUAUUGCGGGAAUCAUAUACAAAGAUGGUGUUGUUCUUGGUGCGGAUACACGAGCUACAGAUGGAAAUACAGUUGCGGAUAAGAAUUGCUCUAAAAUACAUUACAUAUCUCCAAAUAUUUAUUGCUGCGGUGCUGGGACGGCUGCUGAUACAGAAUACACUACACAAAUUAUAUCUGCUAACAUUGAGUUACAUCGAUUAGAAACACAAAAAAAGCCAAGAGUUGCAACUGCAUGCAGGUUGUUAAAGCAAUACCUUUAUAGAUACCAGGGUCAUAUAGGAGCUUAUUUAGUUUUGGGUGGCGUUGAUGUGACUGGACCUUGCUUGUACACCCUAGCUGCACAUGGCAGUACAGAUAAACUACCUUUUGUUACCAUGGGUUCUGGCUCCUUAGCUGCAAUGGCAGUAUUCGAAAAUAGAUACAGACCAAAUUUGGAGUUGGAAGAAGCAAAAGAAUUAGUGCGACAGGCUAUUCAUGGUGGAAUUUUCAAUGAUUUGGGUUCUGGUAGCAAUGUCGAUUUAUGUGUAAUCACGAAGGACGGUGUGGAUUACAUUCGACCGCACGAUGAACCGAACAAAAAAGGUGUUCGACAACGCUCGUAUAAGUAUCCACACGGUGCGACUGAAGUUCUCACUACAACUGUUGUAAAGUUUGAUGUCGAUGAAGAAGAAGAAGCAAUGGAGACUUCAUAGUUUAGAAAUCUUUGUCACGUGGAUAAAGGGUUUUCCCAGUCUUAGCAUGUUUCUUUUGUAACCUUGUACUGUAAAGAAAAUAUUGUCUCCUGAA